Molecule: messenger RNA, 1197 nt
Organism: Pochonia chlamydosporia 170
Lineage: Eukaryota; Fungi; Ascomycota; Sordariomycetes; Hypocreales; Clavicipitaceae
Product: secreted aspartic proteinase precursor
Exons: 2
Coding region: 1-1197 (398 amino acids)
Biological process (GO): proteolysis
Molecular function (GO): aspartic-type endopeptidase activity
Source: RefSeq, a predicted model, not a curated record
AUGCAAACCUUUGGUGCCUUUCUCGUCGCCCUUGUAGCGGCUGGCGUUGCCAACGCUCUACCCACCUCCAACCACGGCAAGGUCUCAGUACCAGUUACUCACAACCGAAACUUCAAGGCCCAUGGACCACUUGCCCUUGCCAAGGCGUACCACAAGUUCAACAAGCCCGUUCCCAAGGACGUCGCCGACGCUGUUGCCCGGCUGAACAAGAGAGCUACCGGAUCAGUGACCAACGUGCCUCAGCAGUAUGACAGCGAGUAUCUUGCCGCUGUUCAGAUCGGCACGCCUGCUCAGACACUAAAUCUUGACUUUGACACCGGAUCCAGUGAUCUUUGGGUGUUUUCUACAGAAACCCCAUCGAGCGAGGUCCAGGGUCAGACGUUGUAUAACCCUGGCUCCAGCUCAACUGCGCAGCUGUUGCAAGGAGAAUCGUGGAGCAUAACCUAUGGAGACCAGAGCAGCUCCAGCGGUGACGUAUACAGCGAUGUUGUCACGAUUGGAGGACUGAGCGUCCAAGGACAAGCCGUCGAGUCUGCCAAGCAGGUUUCCGCGCAGUUUAGCAGCGGUCCCUCGUCUGGUCUGCUCGGACUGGCAUUCAGCUCCAUCAACACUGUGCAGCCGGACCAGCAGAAGACUUUCUUUGACAAUGCUACGCCCAACUUGGAUGCGCCGCUGUUUACUGCAAACUUGAACCACAACACUAAUGGCAAAUACAACUUUGGCUAUAUUGAUGACUCUGAGCAUACCGGAAGCAUCACGUAUACUGCUGUUGACAACAGCCAGGGUUUCUGGGGUUUCACGUCCAGUGGUUACGCAGUUGGUGGUGGGCAGACCAACGGCCAGUCCAUCUCUGGCAUUGCUGAUACCGGCACCACUCUCCUGCUGUUGGAUGACAGUACCGUGAGCGCAUACUAUUCCCAGGUCAGUGGCGCUCAGUAUGAUAGCUCCCAGGGCGGAUAUACAUUCAGCUGCAGCACCAGCUUGCCUGAUUUUACGUUUGGAAUCGAGAGCUCGGCCAUCACUAUUCCCGGGGCGUAUAUGAACUAUGCUCCUACGGAUGACUCGGGGGCUACUUGCUUCGGUGGUAUUCAGAGCAGCUCUGGCAUUGGGUUUAAUAUCUUUGGCGAUAUUGCUCUCAAGGCUGCGUUGGUGGUGUUUGAUGGAGGGAACAUGCGUUUGGGAUGGGCUCCCAAAUAA